AUGGAUCCCACGACGCCCGUAAACGUUGCAAAAGGAGCCGCUGCUACAUGCGAGUUCGUUCUCCAGCUUGUCGUGCACCUUUCCAAUUUGCUGACCGCAUCAAUAGCCGUUGUAGCGGGGACAUUUGCUGCCCUUCACGGUCUCUACCGCGGCACGCGUCACCCAGGGCCGCUCGCGCUAUCUGCGGGAGCUAAUGGCGGGAUAGCUGGAGCUAUCUUUUUCGGCAUCCGCGAAGUUGUUGUCGUUCCUCUGCUGGGGGCAACACUACGGCGAAACGAGCACGCUCAGGCGACCCCAAGUCUGGAAGGAGCCCCGCAGCAACCCUCGUGGGCGCAAUUGCGAAUACAUGGCCUGCUCGAUUCAGCAGCGAGCGGUGCCCUGACCGGCGCAAUCAUCAACAAGUGGAGGAACGGCAACGUACUCGCCGGUGCACGCACCGCGGGCCUCGUGUGCGCACUCGUUCAGUUGGGCUAUAACGAGCUCGGCGUGACGAGAAUCAAGUUCGUUACUCGCAAGAUCGAGGAGGCGGCCAUGCCCGCGCCAGCACCAGCCAUACCAGAAGCCACGGAUACACCGAAAAUGACGUUCUUUGACCACGCUCUGAGUCUCAUAGGCUUCCGGAAGCUCUCAGAAGAGGAAUAUGUGAAAGUCCUCAAGAAACAGCGAGACGAGGCAUUGGAGCGGAUAGCGAUUUUGGAGAGGGAACGUGCGGAGGAGCAGGCGCACGAGUCGACCACGGAAUCCAGUCCAGAUACCGCAUAA
Messenger RNA from Trametes versicolor FP-101664 SS1, 762 nucleotides. RefSeq lists its product as uncharacterized. The record is from RefSeq and is a predicted model, not a curated record. The coding region runs from base 1 to 762 and encodes 253 amino acids. The transcript has 3 exons. Lineage: Eukaryota; Fungi; Basidiomycota; Agaricomycetes; Polyporales; Polyporaceae.